This is a messenger RNA of Pichia kudriavzevii, 3822 nucleotides long. RefSeq lists its product as uncharacterized. Lineage: Eukaryota; Fungi; Ascomycota; Pichiomycetes; Pichiales; Pichiaceae. The record is from RefSeq and is a predicted model, not a curated record. The transcript has a single exon. The coding region runs from base 1 to 3822 and encodes 1273 amino acids.
AUGUCAUUUUACAAUAUUAAAAAGUUUGUUUGUGAAACAAGUGGAAAUUCCAAUUUAACUUUUUUUGAAGCUUUGGAGGUAGAACAAGAGGAGUUGGUCAGUAUGCAGAAGCAUUUUCCAGAGCCAGUAAAAGAACCUAUUUUGCGCCAUGUUUCAUUUUCCACUGUUCCCAGGAUAGAUAUGUUAGUUGACCAAGUCUACACAAAGUUCAAAGAUGAUUUUUUUCCGGGCGAUAAAGUUGUAGUCAAACAAGAAUCUGGAAAUAGGGUUCAAGGAAUAAUUAAGGAGAAGGUUGUCUUUAAUUCUAGGAUGGAUUCAGAAGGUGUUAUAAGAUCUCCGUUCAUUAGUUACAGGAUAGCACUUGGAAAAGACAAAGGUGAAAUUGAUAUCGAAAACCCUUCCAAGAUUUACCGGGAGAGGAACAAGUUCACCAAGGCUUAUGUUAAAACAUUCCUUAAGGUGAGUUUGGCUAGAUCUUCUAAAUUAGGUUCACCCUGGGUUAUUCGUGAAGAUAUUGCCAAGAAGUACAAAAUCUCUUUAGAGUGGCCUAGAGAAUUGAAAAAGUUUGAUACUACAGGCUCUAUCAAUAGCAAUAAAAAGAGUUCCAUCUUAAACGAUAGUGCUGAUGGGGAUCAUAGUGAAGAAGCGCUGUCCGAGUCUAAGAACUCAAGUUCUAUCGAUACUGUGAUGAAAUCAACCAGGGGCUUUUCACACACGAUCUUCGAGAAUUUAAAAGAGACCCCCCCUGCAAUAGAUGAACUGUAUCAGAAGUGGUGUCAACAUUGGUAUCAAAUUCUAAAGCGCACAACUGCAUAUUUUGAAGAUUUAAAAUCAGAUGAUCCCGCAAGAGAUAAAGUUUUAAGGCUAUUCAAAUUUACCGGCGUUACAAUAACUGAUAAAUUUGAUCCUAAUAAUACACAUUUUAUAAUCACCACUCGUCAAUUUUCACUUAAGGAGAAUUAUCCGGAAUCUGAUCCAUUUCAUUAUGUGCAGAUCAAGAGAAUCAAGGUUUGGCACUACGAAAAAUGUCAAAGAUUUUUCAAAAGUAUCAAGAUUUCGAAUAGAAGGAUUUAUCAGAUUGCUAAACAGGAGGCUAUUCGAAAGGGUAUCAACUUGAUUGAUUCAAUGGCCGAAAAUGGUAAUAAUUCGGCGUCCUACAUUAGCAUUGCGCCUGCUCCUCAAUCCAAAAGCUCUACCAAUAGUGAGGUAAAGGGACAAAGUAAAUCCAAGGCAUCAACUCCUGUGGGCGAAAAUUCAGCUGACAAAUCACAGAACGAGCAACAACCCGAAAAGAAGUCGCAUAAACCCCAAAUAGUUGACGAUCUACUAUUGCCUCUUCAGGAAAACCUGCAAAGGCCUAGUUGGAAGAAACUCCAAGAUUUUGAGACCCUACCAUUUAAUUAUGAUGAGUGUCCAACAUCCAUGUCUGAUGUAUUUGAAGUAUGGAUGUUUAUCAACAUGUUCCAUGAGGCUUUUAUUAUUGAUACUUUUACCUUUGAUGAUUUUUUAAAUGCCUUACAGUGGAAAGAUUCUAAGAAAAAGUGUCCUUUAUUAUUAGAAAUUUUCUGUAGCUUGCUUUCGGGAAUCAUUAAUAAAGAUGGCCAGUUAGAUGUCACGCUUCCUGUUGAUAUCGAAACGGAAAUCAAGAACAAGGAGAGAGAAUUGAAGCAAAAGAAAAAAACAAUUGAAAAAGAACGUGAGCGGGAAAAGGAAAAGAGAGUCAAAAGGGACCAACUUGUAAAGCUUAAGGAUGGAAGAUCCGGUACAGUGGCUUUGAAUGGAGUACACGAUAAUGGACCAGAAGACAGUGAUAGUGAAAUGAGAAAUGAGAAUGAUGAAGAAGACUAUGAUGAGGAUGAUCAUGAGGGCAAUAAUAAUGAUGCGGAGCACGAUAAUGAUGACAGUGACGAAAGUUAUGCUGAGGACGAAGAUGAAGAAAUCAACCACAACGCAUAUGCUGUUCUCAACUAUAAAAAAAUAUCCUGGCGUGAACGUUGUCAGAAAAGAGAUUUCAAGAAUGGCAAUUGGUUAAUUGUUUUAUUGGGAGUCUUUUCUAUAACAGAAUUUAUUCCGGAAUUCAAGCCGGAGAUUGUUAAGACAUAUGAAAUUUUGUGUCCUAUUGAUGAAAUGCCUACACCCGAUUUGUUAGAAAAACACUUCUUCGAAGAUCUCAAUCCCGUUAGGAGGGUCACCAUUCUAUCAAUCUUGAUGAAUAUUCUUUUGAACGGUAACAUUGUGAGAAAUCACACUGAUUUUGUUGUUGAAAAAGCUGCUUCAUUAAGACGUGAGAAAUUUGAGCUUCAAAAAGAAAUGAAAAAUAAAGUCGAAAGUGCACACAAUGCUAACAAAGACGUACUUGAUACUCUAAGAUCUAUAGACGUCCGUGAAAUCAAACAGCGUAUUGAGGAUCAUGAACUCGAGAUGUUGAAAACUGAAGAUGAAAAAGAAAAAUUUAUAGAAAGUAGAAACAAAGGUGGCAGACCUGUCCAAAACACCCUACCACCAGAGCCAAGUGCGUUAGAAAAAGCGGUUGCUGCAGGCCACCCAGAGUUUUUGGCAAUUCUCAACACCAGAACCAAUUUGAUAAAAGAAGUCGAAGAUAUGAAGAAACAGAAAAAUGAGAUUGAUAAAACCUUAGUCGAAUUAAAUAGCCAAAGAAUUAGAUUCUUGGGUAAGGAUAGGUUUUGGAACAGAUAUUGGUGGUUUGAAAGAAAUGGCUUACCCAAUCUUGGAGGUGGAAAAGAUGAUGACGAUGAUGAAGGGGAGGCAGAAAAUGAUCAUGACGAAGACGAUGAUGCUGAACUGGGUGACAUAAAGACUGAAGCAAAAGGUCACGAAAGCGAUAGUGAAUAUGAUUCAGAAACAUACUUGAUGGGACGUGUAUGGAUCCAAGGUUCAAAUAGCAUUGAUAGCAAACGCCUUAUUGACGGUGACGGCUCCAACUUGAAGAGAAAACGUGAAGAAGAAGGUAGCGACUUUCUCGAAACUGAACUUGACUGGGUAUACAUUGAUGAGGUUGAAGAUUUUGAUCUCUUGAUUGCAUCGUUAAAUGACCGGGGUAUCAGAGAACGGGCAUUGAAAAAGGAACUGAACGAUUGUAAAGACCGUGUUAUCUCUAGCUUCAAAGCACGUAAGAGAUUUUUGAACGGCAACGAAUUGCAAGUUAAGCUGCAUCAAUACAUUGAUGAUCUCAAAAAGGGGAAGGGAACCUCUGAAAAAGUAGAAACUAAACCGGUGAAACAAGAGGAACAAACUUUGGAUGCUGAUAUUGAUGAAUCUGAAUAUAAGUAUGUUCCUAGUGUUAAUUCAGAAAAAGAUUCUGAUAAGGAUGAUGAGCCGGCAACACGCUCAAUGAGGACAAGAAGAAGUGCUAGGCGCAGAAGAGAAGAUGACGGUGAAGAUAUCAAAGAAGUUACUGGUGGGAUUAAUACCCGUAGUAAAAGGCUGCGCAUUGAAACUGUUGAUGGAUACGACGCUAAUGGAAACAUCAAUGAAGGUCCAAAUGGUGAAGAUGGUCGGGAGCUAGAUGUAGUUACCUCGAUGGUAGAUAAGUUUCAGUUUCCUGUCUCUGGAGAUGACAGUAAACUUCGUGAAGGCUUAAUUACGAAAGCUCUUGGAAAGCUCAAAGAUGUCCAACAGACUAUCCGAGAAGAGAACAUGGUCUACUGGGUCAACAGUUCUGCAAUUGAGAAGCUAGGACAUUCACAUUACCAGGGUCCAAAACUUGCUGAAACGAGAAAGGCUGGUCGUGGAAGAACACGAGGAGGACGCACUGGUGCUUCAAAGUUCAGUCGUACCAACAAAAAGAGAGGACAGCACUAG